AAGUAAUCCUAUUGUUUUCCUUGAACACACAGUUACUAUGGACAAUAGUUUCUAUCUCUCCGUUUAACAGAUACGUCCAGACCGCAAACGAACUUUAUUUUAUCAAGAUUAUAAAACGCCUGGAAACAGCCCUAUUGCUCACUGAGCUUCGUUACUCUUAAUGCCGGUAGUUUGUUUGUGCUUAUUUUAUAAAAUGGAGUAUGUGUCCUCAAAGUGUGCGGUUUUUAUUUUAAUAACACCCCUUACUUUGAUAAAAAGAAGCGCUCCCUAUCCGGGGUACCUGCCGAACCUGUCCUGCUGCAAUGCACACCCUUAAACACGAAUUGCAAAAUACUAUCCAAACACCAAAUACGAUCUGCAGAACCAAAACACAGGCCAGGUGAUAACAGUGCCAUUGAAACCGGUCCCGGCCAAACGCCACUGUGUGGGAGUGAAUCAUGACGGAGCGGCUGUUGUGGGAAGUUCGACUGCGAUUUCAAAGCUAGGACUGACGUGUUUUAUAAGUAAAUACAAGGCAGUGGUAACAUAAUAGAUGAAUGUGGGGGUAGCGCACAGCGAGGUGAACCCCAACACGAGGGUGAUGAACAGCCGGGGGAUCUGGGUGGCCUACCUCAUCCUGGUCGCCGUGCUGCACGUUGUGCUCCUGAGCAUCCCCUUCUUCAGCGUGCCGCUGGUGUGGACCCUGACCAACAUCAUCCACAACCUGGUGAUGUACCUGUUCCUGCACACAGUGAAGGGGACUCCCUUUGAGACGCCGGACCAGGGGAAGGCUCGUCUCCUCACUCACUGGGAGCAGAUGGACUACGGGGUGCAGUUCACCUCCUCGCGCAAGUUCCUCACCAUCUCACCCAUCGUGCUUUACAUCCUGGCCAGCUUUUACACAAAGUAUGAUCCCACACACUUCCUGGUGAACACAGGGUCCCUCCUGAGCGUGCUCCUGCCCAAACUACCGCAGUUCCACGGGGUCCGGAUCUUCGGGAUCAACAAGUACUGAGCCUGCGAGCCCAGGAGGACCCCCAGAGCCUGCUGUCUACUGCCGUGGGACGGGGAGGGGUCUGUGUGAGUAAGGGGGCGUGGAUGCAUGGAUGGAUGUAUGUAUGUUCUCCAAACAUGUGUGUGUGUGUGUAUCUGUGUGUGUGAGGUCAGGGUUUCGAGCCCCCUGGUUUUAACAGAGAGAGGGGUGGACAGACAGACAGACGGCAGGCUAAACAUCUUCACGACACGCACAAGCUGGCGCGACAACGUGGACCGAAACACACAGGAGACGGACACACUCUGAAAAGGGAACACAGUAACAACCACAGAUUAGAGGGGUCAACAGUCCCCAUGUUUCUUCAUGUAUUCUCCUCAAGUGUUCACUUCUCAUUGUGUACAGACUUGUUUUGGCUACCAAGCUUAGAUUCUGUAUGAUAAUGCAUCUAUACAGACUGCUCGUAAUUUAGGCCUUCAGUCAUUUUUAAGGAACACUUUUUGCCAAUAUCUAUUUCCUACGUAUUAAUCAUCCUGCUGUGUGUGUAAUAUUCUGUUUUGAAUUCAGUGCGCAACAUUAAUAUGCUUCCCCUCCUGACAGUGUUUGUUGAAGCACUUGUUUCUGGGAUAGCUGUAAGCAUGGCAAAUAAUGAUUUAAGCAGAAACAUCACUAGCGAAUCAUACGCAUACAAUAUUAUACAUUGUAGAGAAAUGUAGGGGAUACCCCUUUAAUUUCUGUUUGCUGUGAGAAAAUGUAUGUUUAAUUGUAGCUACAAAACCAUUUGAAUCUUAGCUGUGUUGUACUUUCAUUGGCUAUAUAGUCUCAAACGUACGUUUUGAAAGAAAUCCAUGUUACAGAAAACAUCUUUAAUUUCAAACCUGUUCUCUUUCUCUGCCUUAUUCUCGGGUUGUCUGUUUGCACUUCCUGGGUCACCCCAGCAGUGUCAUCUGGGUCAUGUUACUGGCUGAGAGCAUGUCAGUCAACAGGGAAAGCAGCUGGUUGGUUAUUGACAGGAAAGAAGAGAGUUGGGGACAAUUAUUCCCUCCAGGUGACCAGGCAAGUGCAACACUAACUGAAAGCAUGGCUUGCAAACAGAGAUUUCUUUACCCAGGUGUUGUACAAGAUGGGUUAAAAUAAAAAAAUAAAAUAAAAAAAACCAUGUUUGCUAUAACUGCACAUUUGAGUCGUACAUAGUAAAUCAAAAUGUACGACAGGUAAGAUUUAUGAAGUCAUUUUGAUAGCUUCAAUCACUUUAAGAGCAGUGCUAGCCUUAGGAGAAAUCCUUGUAUUUGCCAUGUAAUACAUUAACUCGGUGACAUAUAUUCAGGGCAUAAGUUGUGAUGCGUGAUGCAGUGUGAUGCGGCUCACUCUGCUGGCUGUGAUGCAGUGUGAUGCGGCUCACUCUGCUGGCUGUGAUGCAGUGUGAUGCGGCUCACUCUGCUGGCUGUGAUGCAGUGUGAUGCGGCUCACUCUGCUGGCUGUGAUGCAGUGUGAUGCGGCUCACUCUGCUGGCUGUGAUGCAGUGUGAUGUUCCUCACUCUGCUGGCUGUGAUGCAGUGUGAUGCGGCUCACUCUGCUGGCUGUGAUGCAGUGUGAUGCGGCUCACUCUGCUGGCUGUGAUGCAGUGUGAUGUUCCUCACUCUGCUGGCUGUGAUGCAGCUCACUCUGCUGGCUGUGAUGCGGCUCAGUCUGUAUUUGGUGCCUUUAUUUUGAUUACGACACUAUCUUAACAAUCGAGUCUGCAUCACAGCACUUCAUUUUAAACUUAGUUGGCAGAACAAAAAAGCAACACCUGUUAUUGUUACAAACCUUUUCUGUGGGUUAAAGAAAAAAAUUAACUUUAUAAAAUAGAUAUAAAAUGGUAAUGUGCUGAGGCAUAUUUUCCAGUCAUUAUUAUUUUGUUUAGAAUAUGUACAAUUAUAUGCUUUUGGUUUCUACUUCUUAAACAUUUCCAAUUUAACUGACAUUUCCAAUUUAACUGACAAAUAUAAUUAUUUGACUUGAAAUUAGAUGGAAUUGCCAACAGUGGAUUUGCUUAGUUUUGAUUAGUGAAAUGAAUCAAUAAAAAUCUUUGAAUUGCUUUUUGAGGUUUGAGUUUUAUUAAGCAUGAAAUAAUGUAAAAACUUGACUUACUAUUUGUAUUUAUUUUUGUUAACAUUAUGUAUUUGUGCCGAAAUGGAAACCAAAUAAAAUGAUGUGAAGAGUU
Acipenser ruthenus (sterlet) is the source of this 3176-nucleotide messenger RNA. Its product is annotated as ORM1-like protein 2. The transcript has 4 exons. Gene Ontology annotation, biological process: negative regulation of ceramide biosynthetic process; ceramide metabolic process; intracellular sphingolipid homeostasis. Gene Ontology annotation, cellular component: endoplasmic reticulum membrane. Bases 533 to 994 code for a protein of 153 amino acids. The record is from RefSeq and is a predicted model, not a curated record. Lineage: Eukaryota; Metazoa; Chordata; Actinopteri; Acipenseriformes; Acipenseridae.